Plectropomus leopardus (leopard coralgrouper) is the source of this 5532-nucleotide messenger RNA. It is a transcript of the gene rtel1, whose product is annotated as regulator of telomere elongation helicase 1. NCBI's taxonomy places the organism in Eukaryota, Metazoa, Chordata, Actinopteri, Perciformes, Serranidae. The record is from RefSeq and is a predicted model, not a curated record. Gene Ontology annotation, biological process: regulation of double-strand break repair via homologous recombination; negative regulation of t-circle formation; DNA replication. Gene Ontology annotation, cellular component: nucleus. Gene Ontology annotation, molecular function: DNA binding; ATP binding; DNA polymerase binding.
ACCCUGUGCCUGCUGUGUGCCACCCUGGCCUGGAGAGAACACCUUAAGGACACCAUCUCUGCCCAGAAGAUAUCAGAGAGGCUCGGCGGGGAGGAGAUGUUCACAAACACAUCCCUGUCAUCGUGGGGGAAUGCUGCUCCAGACACCGACACACCAACCCAUUACACUGAUAUUCCCAAGAUCAUCUACGCAUCCAGGACCCACUCUCAGCUGGCGCAGGUUAUCAGUGAGUUAAAGAACACCUCAUACAGGCCAAAAGUGUGUGUGCUGGGAUCCAGAGAGCAGCUGUGUAUCAACCCAGAGGUGAUGCGUCAGGAGAGCAACCAUGUCAAGGUCCAUAUGUGCAGAGCAAAAGUCUCCACCAGGUCAUGUGUCUACUUCAACAACACUGAGGAGAAGAGCACUGACAGAGACUUGGUGAACUCUAUCCUCGACGUGGAAGACUUGGUGAAAUUUGGUAACAAACAGAGGGCCUGUCCUUACUACCUCUCCCGAUCCUUGAAGCAGCAAGCAGAUGUCAUUUUUAUGCCGUACAACUACCUGCUGGAUCCAAAGAGCCGCAGAGCACACAAUAUCGAGCUCAACAAAGCCGUGGUCAUCUUUGAUGAAGCUCACAAUGUGGAGAAGACAUGUGAAGAAUCAACGUCUUUUGACCUGACUCCCUAUGAUGUGGCCUCAGCCAUCACUGCGGUGGACAGGCUGCUGGUGGAGCAGGCUAAAGCAGCUGGCCAUGGAGACUCCAUCACUGAAGACUCCAAUGUAGAGUCCCUCAACUCUGGUUUAAAUUUGGCCACCGUUGCUAAAAUCAAACAGAUUCUUCUGGAUCUGGAAGCUGCCAUUGAUUCUUAUGAGGUUCCAAGUGAACAGGGCAUCACUAAACCUGGAAUCUUCAUCUAUGAGCUGUUAGAGAGAGCCCACCUGACCUACGACAGCAAGAUGGCAGUCUGUGAAGCUCUGGAGCAGAUCACUGGAUACCUGACAGGACAGGAAGGAGUAUUCCUGAACACAAGUGGACUGCAGAAGCUGGCCAAUAUCAUCCAGCUGGUGUUCUGUGGUGAACCAUCAGCAAAGGACAGACAGCAGCAGAUGCAGUCCAACACAGCUUAUUUUAAGGUUCAUAUCCAUCGAGACACCAGCCAUCAGAAGAAAAGUCAGAGCACUGAUGUGUGGGCUUCAUCUUCAUCCAAGAAACAAGGCAACAUCCUGAGUUACUGGUGCUUCUCUCCUGGCUUCAGCAUGCAGGAUCUGGUGAAUCAAGGUGUUCGCUGCAUCAUUCUGACCAGUGGUACCCUCUCUCCCCUGACCUCCUUCACCUCUGAGAUGAGGAUAAAAUUUCCAGUCAGUCUGGAGAACAGCCAUGUGAUUGAGCGGGACCAGAUCUUUGUUGCCAUCAUUGAACAAGGCCCAGACGGAGUGCCGUUAAGUUCAGCGUAUGAUCGAAGGUUUCUCCCUGAAAACAUGGCAUCUUUAGGCAACACUGUUGCCAACCUGACCCGUGUGGUUCCUCACGGACUCUUAGUGUUUUUUCCCUCCUUCCCUUUAAUGGAGAAAACCCUGGACUUCUGGAGAGCUAAUGGACAUGCAGAUCGCAUUGAGAACGUAAAGCCCAUGUUUGUUGAACCUAAACGAAAGGGCACUUUUACAGAGGUUAUUGACGGAUAUUACAAUAAAGUCAGAGAUCCAGCAUCCAAAGGGGGAACCUUCUUUGCUGUUUGUCGAGGGAAGGCGAGCGAGGGUCUGGAUUUUGCCGACACCUUUGGUCGGGGUGUCAUCAUCACCGGUCUUCCCUUCCCUCCGAGGAUGGACCCGCGAGUCAUCCUGAAGAUGCAGUUCUUGGAUGAGAUGAGUCGGAAGAAAGCUCCAGGGCUGAAGUACCUGUCUGGGCAGGAGUGGUACAGACAGCAGGCGUUCAGAGCUGUGAACCAGGCCAUCGGUAGAGUCAUUCGUCACAAGGAGGACUUUGGAGCCAUCUUGCUGUGUGAUCAGAGGUUUAAAAGUUCUGAUGCCCGGGCUCAGUUUCCAUCAUGGGUCCGGCCUUAUGUGCGUCUGUACAGCAGCUUUGGGAACAUAAUCCGAGACGUCUCUCAGUUCUUCAGGGUUGCACAGAAACUGAGGCCUGUGGUGGAGAAGAAGUCUGCAGCAGAGAGCUGUGGGACGCUGUGUGCACCAGACUCUCAGUCCUCUGACUUCACUCCCUGCUCAUCCUCCCAAAGCUCCCACACCCAGAAGGCCAAGGUGCUGGACGCCCACAUGCCCAGCCUGAAGAGGAGGAGACUCAAUGAACACACAGGAGCCAGUGGGAUGGCCAGGGUGUGUAUUGAGUAUGAGUGUGAGGCGCAGGGGAGUCAGAAGAAACCGGCCAACCUGCUGGAUGCUCUGGAGCGAGGGGACCGCUGUAGUGGAGAGGACCAUGAUGCAGCGGAGGGAGAAGAGAAGGCAAACCGUUUGUCAACACUGUCUCUGCAAUGUGACAAGAGGAUGGAUGAUGAAUUGCGGGGAGGAAAACGUAAAAUUAGAUUGGUCCAAGAACAGAAAAGAAGAGUGUCGAAGGAUGUCUCUGAGGAAGGUGCAGCGAACAGGGUGAAGAGUUUCCUCGGCGAGAUGAAGAAGUCACUGAGCCAGAUCAACUAUGACCGCAUCAUACAGGCUCUGCAAAACUACAAGAAGACUAAAAACCUGGAUGUCCUGCUGGCUGAGACAGCUGUCUUAAUGGAGGACGCCAACACCCACAGUCUGCUGCGUGGCCUCUACCAGUUCAUCCCCCCGCCUCACAAAAAGAGGUUUGAUGAGAGAUGCCGGGAGCUGACGGGGCAGGGCUGCGGAUAUAAACCUCACCACUCGCUGUCUAAGGAGGAGCGAGAGGCACUGAUGCAGCAGAACGGUUUUGCUCCCAAGAGUGAUGUCCCUGCCACCUUUAUGGCUGACGUGAAAAAAGCCAUCGGAGCAGAAAAAUCCACCAUAUUCUUUCAGGCCGUUCAGAGCUACAAGAAGACAGGCAGCUAUGAGAAGCUGGUGACCACACUGGUGAGCUUAUUCACAGAGAGAGAUGAGGACUUCAGCCUGCUCGUCAGAUUUGGCUUGUUUAUUCCCGCUCGCCACAAGAAGCAAUACAGAGAGAUGUUGGAUGCUCUGAUGGGUCAGUCUGUCUCUGCUGCUGAAGCUGCUGCUGGGAGUGAAGACCAGCAAAGACACAGUGAAGAACAAGCCUUUGGAUUGUAGUAUAUCAGAAAUAUGUUCGUAUUUCUCACGAAAUACGAACAUAUUCCCUUUGGAUGUUGGAGAACAGUUUCAGGCUGUAGUUAUUGGGAAUCAUCUUCAUGGAGACCGUUAAUAUCUCUAACAAAGCUCUGGCAGUCAAUUCUGUGGACGUUAAUGGUUGAUAGUUGUUGGUGGUUGCACUGCACCAAAGUGUUUGAGCAGCCUUCCAACCUGAAUGAUAAACACAGUCCUGCCAAAAUUUAGAGAUCAGUCAGCACUUUCGGUGGAAGCUGCCGGUCUCCUGCUGCUUCCACAACUAAACACACCACUGGCAUGAACAAAAGCCAAGAACAAUGACAGACAUUUUGUAAACCAGAAGGUCUUACAGGUGCACAGAACUGUGAAGAAACCAAAGAAUCCUGCAUGCUCUCAGCCUUACUUUUAUUCACUUUAUUAACAAUGUUUUGGAGAUCUGAGGACCAAAAUGUUGCUCAUCAAAGGAGUACUGGUGAUCCAUAUCAUAUUAUUAGGUAUUAUUUUAGAAUUUUCUUUUUGUCAUCACAUAUCAUGAAGUCCAUCCUGUCUGACUUUCCGUUCACUUUUCUUCUGUUCUGAAAAGUGAAACCAAUGAAAAAGUGCCUCAUAGGUGCCUUGAGGCAGGAAAAUCUGUUGAAUGAUUUUCAAUGGAAACGCUGUGUGUUUACGCCACACUACAAAUGCCAGCGACGUGACAAGGUCCUGAGCACUAAUUCUGUGCUAAGCACUGCCAGUUGUGCAGAUUUUUUUUUUUUAAGAUAAUUUCUGGGGCUUUUAUUCGAUAGGACAGAUUAGUGGGGACAACAUUCCCAUGCCGAGAGUCAAAAAAUGUUCAACUUUGGGUAAAAAGGCAGCGCUCAUUAUGAUUACUUCAGCCAUUCAGGAUGGGGGAGGGACAGACAGCCUACUGCAAAGACAAACUGUCACAUCUGACAUGUACAAAUGUCAACAGACAACAAACAACAACAGCGGAGGAGAAAUCAGUUCAUAUGAAGUACAUAGUCUAUACCAUGUUUUCUGUCAUGAACCCACGCAGACCUGCAGGUCCGUCCUCUCCCCUGCUGCUUCAGCCUCUCCUCAGCUAAAGCAGGUACUCUACCUUGUGCCGAAAUGUUUACCUCUGUAGAUAUCAUAGCAACCAAAGCUUCUCAGCUGAGUAAACGUUGCUCCUCCAAAGCGCUCUCUAAUGCUUCCAGCUGGGCGUUUCCUGACAGUCGCCUGCCGUUUUUAACUGGGAAAAAAAUCACUAAGGUGGACUGGGGGCCUUAAGCCUGCAUUGUUUGUAACGGCCAACAGGAGGAGACCAAUGGGUGACAUCACAGUGACUAUGGUCAGUAUUUUACACUGUCUAUGGUUUUCACUAAAGAUGUAAAUCUUUUUUUUUUUUUUUUUUUUUUUUUUUAUCCUAAAGCAAUUAUAUCUUUUUUUUUUCCCCAAAAGCAGUUGCUUACUAUAGUGUUUGGGACUAUUUUCAGUAACAGAUUAAUCUACAUUUGGUACUCCAGUGAGUUUUAUGGGCAGCAGAACAGCGCAUGUGGGGCUGAGUCAAAAUAAACAAAACUGUGUGUUCAUGAUGAAGGAACAUGUCAACCAGUGCAACAAUGUGGCUCGAUGAUGUGUUUUUCAUAGUUUUUAGACGGCGUUUGAGUUUUUUUAGUAGAUUGGUGACAAAAACAAAUUGAUCUAGGAUAUUGCCGGACUUACCACAUCCUUUAAAGCCACCGUGGAUAGACUUAUUUUGACAAUAAGAUAUCUUUGAAAUCAUACUGUUGGUAGAGGGUUGUGUUUGUAGAAAAAUGUGUGUCAACCUAUUUUUCUCAGUGUAUUUGGGUCAGAUAUGUGGGGCUGAUGUAUCAGCCUUUAUUUCUGUGUGCCACAGUGUCUUCUUUUACACAAACUGCAGAGCAAAAGUUGGAAAUUGUACUUUGUGGGAAAAACACUUGUCAGAUUAUAUUGGUGUUUUUUCUCAGUGGUUCUAUUCACAUAGACAUAACAAUAGUUUGAAUAUAUAUAAAACAAACUAUCUUAUGAAUAUCAAACAUCAUAAGGCUUCUCAGACCGAUUAGACGCUAUAACACAUUUUCGGCUUCAUCGACACUGUUUUUAAAGACACAAAGCAAAACAGUUGAAUCAGAGUUACAGGAAAAUAUUUGUGUAUGUACUUGAAACAGCUCAUAACGUACUGCUGACAGAACUAUGCACUAUCUAGGCUCUGUUUAGGGGCAGUAAUCUGGUGGCGGCUUUGAAAGGUAAAAUCAGCCGCUCUGUCUGCUCUAUUUAAUGUCAUGAAAAUGUCAA